AAAAGUAAGCAUUCAAUGGAGAAAGACGUACGCUGCAACUACGGUGUCCAAUCUUACAUGAGCUUGUACAUCAAAUGCAAACUGCAUGAGCUACAAGGAAAGGUCGGACACCCGCAAGGCUUCGAUUCAAUAUUAGUUCCCGGCCGCUGAGAACGACAGCUCCGACAUCAACGAGCCUCCACUUGUAUUCCAGCAGCGAGCAAGAGACGAACGAAGUCAUCUCAAUCAGAAGAUGGUGGUACAUAUCUGCUUCGUCGUCGAUCAAGUGUAGUAGAGGUUCGUAGUUUCCUCAAAAGAAUUAUCUAAUUUUCAAUAUCAUUUUGCAAUAGACAUUUUUCCGGUCCUCGAAAGUGUGCUUGUCUGGGGCUAUCAAGCUUGCAAUGAGUGCUCGUUACAAACAGCGUCGUGAACAAGAGAAAGCCAGAGCUUUGGCUCAAAUAGAUGGGGUACUUAAAGCGGAGUACGAGGGAGAAUUGGAUCCUUCUGUCGAAACAUCGCAGAGAAUUCAGUUUCUGAACUGUCUUUACUACUGCAAGGCUCAUGCACGGGAUAUUUGUGGUGAUUGCAAGCUAUUCAGCUUGAAGUUGCGGAACCUGUUGAAUGGGUUCCAAUUACCAGACAACAAUGUACCUGAUUUGCCAUGGCAGUGUAUACAAAUCGUCCAAGCAGAUCCAUCCAGGGAGGAGGAGGCCACCCUGUUGGCACAACGUUGGUUGUGGAUGCAACAGGUCUACUACUCGAACAAGGUCAACAAAAUGCCCGCGUUUCAUGAGUACAACAUGCACCUCGUCAAACUCCCGCCUUUGUCCAAGAUUGAUGAAGCGACGGCUUCUGUUGACGAGAUCCGGAGGCAUCUGCUUCCAACCUUCGAAGCUUUGAGAGGAAUUGCUGGAAGUCAGAGGUACCACUUUGCCCUCCAAUCAUCGGUGUUGAUCACGGACUUUCACACUUUCUCUGGAGGUAAGGAGGUGUUAGAGGAAGGGUUUGCAGUUCUCUUCGACACCGAGAGCAGCUUGCAGCUCAGUGGUCCGGUCAGAUCCUUACUGACGGCAGAGGUCGAGCCUGAUGAGGAGAACUUGAGCUUCCACCUCCAAGGUCAGGCAAGGAUGCAGGAGAAGGCAAAGUUCCACAUCCUUAAUGCUUUUGGGUACCUCCUUGAGAAUAGAACCACAAGCUCGUUCUGGCGCAUUUUGGAACUGACUGCCACCAGUCUGAUGGAUCAUGUCAAUAAUUUUGACGAGGAAGAGGAUGGGCAGACGGUAAUGACGGAGAAAGCCAAGAGAUCUCUCAUACAAUUGAUCACUCAAGUGUUCUGGGCUCUUCUGUAUUCUCAGCAUCAGCUGCAGAAGGUGCGCAACUUACAACAUCAGAUAUGCCAGAAGAGCAUGUACCCUUUCUACAGCUACCACCUGCCUGCCUUAGAGGCCGAUCUGGACAUCCACUUGCUGGUCCUGAAGCUCAGUACGGUGAACUUGUGGAACGUCCCACACGUGAUUUAUCUGCUGCAAGAUUUCAAACUGGCUUGUGAGCAAUUUCCAGAGCAGGUCAAUUUCAUCGAUCCGUCUGUCAUGGGCGCAGUCGAUGAGUUCGCUGCUCGAUUCCAAGCUCUCCGACUAGCUCUUAAUGCGGCGCAGUUCCUCCUGCCGGAAGCCGAAGUCAAGCUGGCCAUCACCAAGUACAGGUUCGAUGUGAAGGACAAAGACGUGUCCGCUCGACAUGAUGAACUGCUGGGACUGUCAGAAACCUACAGAGAUGUCACCAAGCUCCGAACCCCAGGACUCGUCGGCGAUGUUCCCACUUUGUACCGACUGAUCUCGAAGGAAAACAGGUUCAGAAGAUUCCACUCCAAGGACUUUUUCAUGAUGUUCGACGAAGCCGAAAUGGACUCGGAGAUCACCGAGAAGCAGUUCGAGGCUCUGAGGGCCAAGUAUUUGCAUCUGUUCCCGGCCAUCCUCUCCCACUGGGGCGAGGACGAGCGCUCGCUGUUGCCAUCAGCUGAAGCCAAGCGUUUGAAGCAGAACGAGAAAUCCGCCCAGAAAAAGGAGCAGAGGAGCAAGCGCAGGCACAAACAGAAAUGCAAUCAGCACUCGGGUGCAGGAGGAGGAGGAGGAGGAGGAGGGGGAGGUGCAAAAGCUCCACAGAUGGACACCAGCGACGACGACAGGGCGCAGGCACUCGACCACGAACAAAUCCCAGCUUCUGCAUGCAUGGAACCCAAGCUCUUCUGGCCGGAGAUGGAGCUCAUCUCACUGGACCCGGACCACCCCUUGGCUACCAGCGAUGAACCCGAGGCUACUCCAGCUUCUCCAAAAUCCCCUCGAGGUGAAAGAGCACCUAAAUCUGACUCGCUCCUACCAUUACCAGUCUGUUAUUUUCUGCACUUUGUUCGAUCCGAUGAUUGUGUCUUUGAUGAGAAUGAGCGACCUCACAAUCGCCAAUAUAACAGCAAUGGUAGUCUCGAUUCUCCUGCGUCAAGUCCACAGGCUCACCGCAAUGUAGAUCGGAUUAAUACCCAAGACAUGCGGACUCGAGACAUCCUCUGGGGUAAGACGAACCAUACUCUCGAGUGGAGCGAUCUGAAGCAGCUUCUUGAGCAUUUGGGAUGCGAAAUUGAGCAUCUGCUGGGCAGUAGGAGAAGGGUGACGGAUCCUUUCAGCCGCCGGAGUGUUAUAUUGUACGAGCCCCAUGGCAAGAAGUAUUGCCGACCAGAUGAGAAGCUCACUUACCACAUCAUCAUAGAGAACUUGCUGGGCAUCAAGUAUGAGGAGCUCAUCACUCCUCGAGAGAAGCUACCCGUGUAGGCUUGCAGUUCUUAGACAACUUUCCUUUUAUGAUUAGGUGGCAUCAAAGUGCCUCGUCUAAAAUGUCGAAUUCCUCGAACAAGCCAACAGCUCUCCUUCAAAUGCAAGCAGGGAGUGCUGUAGUUGGAUUAUACUGCUUGAUGCCAACGGGUGUGUUGGUAUUAAUGAAGUAAUAUUGACUGAUCUCGAAUUAUUGAGUACAUUUUGGUCUAGAUUAUGAUUAUUGAGAUCUUGGAGGACCAGAUUUAGCCUCUUACAUGUGAACCACCUGCCUCGUUGUAAACCAGAUUCCUUAUGAAGAGUUAACUUGCUUUCGACGACGUUGUAGCUUCAAAACUGUUGCUGGGCUCGGCAUAAAUGAAAACUGCCUCAUGCUCUCUACGAAAAACUCCGUCUACUAUUAUCUUUCUGCUUAGGCCUCUAGGCGGUGAGAUCCCUUGACCUCUUGAGUUUAGGGGUUUAGGGUUUAGGGCACCAUUACAUUCCACAAGACAUCCAGUUCGGUUUAACACAGGCUGUGACAUCUAGUACUUAUUUCAUGUGGACAUAAGCCUAAGAAAAGAAAAAUUAUUUUGAAGCUGUUAAUGAUAUGCCAGCAUAUCAUGCUUUGAAAUGUUGA
Messenger RNA from Marchantia polymorpha subsp. ruderalis, 3420 nucleotides. Lineage: Eukaryota; Viridiplantae; Streptophyta; Marchantiopsida; Marchantiales; Marchantiaceae. The record is from the annotation of a GenBank genome assembly.